Messenger RNA from Trichoderma atroviride IMI 206040, 1994 nucleotides. RefSeq lists its product as uncharacterized. Gene Ontology annotation, cellular component: cytoplasm; mitochondrial matrix. The record is from RefSeq and is a predicted model, not a curated record. Gene Ontology annotation, molecular function: 2 iron, 2 sulfur cluster binding; ferrous iron binding. NCBI's taxonomy places the organism in Eukaryota, Fungi, Ascomycota, Sordariomycetes, Hypocreales, Hypocreaceae. Gene Ontology annotation, biological process: intracellular iron ion homeostasis; iron-sulfur cluster assembly.
AUCUUGCCUCCGCAACCUAAACUUGCCAAACCUCUGCUCGACUUCAAUCUGCUUGACGCCGAUUCCAUCAAUUCGCCCCAAGCACACAAAGCCCAACUCCAUCUGUCUCAGUACCGAGUUAUCGCAUCUGAGCAGGCUCUCGAUAUCUCUGUCGCUUUUUUUCAUCUUCUCCGCACCAACACACACCUGCGGACCCUCUUGAUAUAUAUUCAUAUUCCUCCAUUCCACAGCUCCAAAUCCGCAAAAUGUUCUCCAGAGGACUCCGCGUCGUCUCAAGGCGAGCCGCCAUGGCCGCUCCCAUCGCCAGACCAACUCUCGCCCCCCGCCAGCUCGCCCCCAUCGCAUCCAUCGAGGCCCGGCGAUCAUAUCACGAAAAGGUCCUGGACCACUACGCGCGACCGCGCAACGUCGGCUCCAUGAACAAGGGCGAUGCUGACGUCGGCACCGGCCUCGUGGGAGCUCCUGCUUGCGGCGAUGUCAUGAAGCUGCAGAUCCGCGUCGACCCGGAGACACAGAAGAUCUCCGAGGUCAAGUUCAAGACUUUUGGCUGCGGCUCAGCCAUUGCUUCCAGCAGCUACCUGACCGAGCUUGUCCGCGGCAUGAGCCUGGACGACGCUGGCAAGGUCAAGAACACUGAAAUUGCCAAGGAGCUGUGCCUGCCUCCCGUGAAGCUGCACUGCUCCAUGCUUGCUGAGGAUGCCAUCAAGUCGGCGAUUUCCGACUACUACACCAAGAACCCCUCACGGAAACCCACCGACCUGAGCGGCACCAGCAUGAAAAUGCCCACUGCCGAGGCUAUCGCGGCCUAGAGUGCGCCUGCCACCGGUGAAGACUGAAGAUGGGGAAAAUUAAAACGCAAUGAAUAUUUUCUUAUGUCUACGUUUGGGCAUAUUCUCUUUUUUUUUUAAUGCCAGCAAUGGUUCGGGGUGGGAUUUGGGGAAGCGAGACAAUCACUGAAACUGGGCGUGGGGGUCAACCGACCAAGAGAGAGAAAAAGAGAAAGGUGCAGAUUGAAAUGCUUCUGAUGUCAGGACGCAGUUCCAGCUUUACUUUCCUUUUUUUUUUAUUUGCUUGUUUGUACGGUCUCGGAGAUGAAGACUGGAUCGUGUCCACUGCUUGAACGAAAAGACCGAGGGCACACUCCGGCUUUGAAAUGAGCCGCUGAGGAGAAACUACGGUCGCGAGGGCGAAUAGCUGUAAAAUAAGCGGAAACAACAAAAAUACAACUCUUCAAAAACAUUUGAUAACUUUUAUUGCUCUCAUCUCUCACUCAUCUUCUGCUCGUAGGUGCAUCUAGUCACAACUUCAUCCGAGUUGACUCAAUCCUUCGGUCAACUGCCUGCAUGCCCCAGAGCAAUUGAUAAUGCGCUACUGCUCCUGCCAGCCCCCCAAUUCGCCGUGCCGCGCCACGCGCAAAAUGCCGGCGGGGAGAGAAGGCAGAAUCUAGCAAAAAUCUCGCAGCGAGUUCCCCGAGAUGUCCGACCCCGAUGCCGGGAACUCCCCGAAUGUCCAGAUUAUUGGGAGUGGCAUCAACUUGCGGCGUCGAAUGCCGCAUCAUGCCGAAGAUAUAACUCUCUUUUCUUCAUGAUUGUCUGAUGGUUUAAUAUUUGCUGGAAAGCAAAGGGUAUGACUCGUAAAAUGUAAUUUUCAGAGUGGAAUUAUUGUGGUGAUGGUGUACAUGUAGCAAUGGUGAUGCAUCACGACAACUUACACGUAAAGAAUUAAUCCCAUUUUGCUUCAACUGUUACAGGCGAUAUGUACUCAAUUUGACUACAAGUACUAAUAUUAUUUGGAAUAAAAAAAAAGAAGACAUUGAAAAAUACUAGUAGGAUACAGUCUUCUCGUCAAAGACGUCCCCUCUGAUGCGCCCCAUGCAACCCCAUCGGAAUCGCAAAAUCCGCCUCUGCCCUGCCCAGCUCCUCCAUCGUCCUCGCAUCCAAACACAGCAGAUACGACCUCUCCAGUGUCCCGUCCACCACCACCGACAGCAGCAC